GGAGAAACGUCAGUGGUUCCGCAGAUUUCUGACUUACCGUUGUAGAAGUAUUAAAAUGUUGUUUGACGAUGUCUUACAUUAUAACUAAUAUUUUUCAUUUUAUUAACCGUGUAACUUCUCAGUUUUGUGAGCAUUUUUAAAAUUCUGUAUGAAAAAAUGUUUAAGUUCGGAUUUGCAAGAGAUACGGUUGAUCGUGACGAAGAGGCCGGUGAAAAGAAGGAGAAAUUAGCAUGGAUUCCUGCAUCAAAGCUGCAAAUAACAUCUGAACAAAUUGAAGAGAAAUAUGAAGGCGAUUAUUGUACAGAGACGAAAGUAUUUCCUGGAUAUAAUCUGAGAUUAAUUCGUUUCGAUAAAAUAAUGGAAAAUUUUAUUAGUACAUGGAAGCAAAACCAGCAGAAUAUCGUUGAGGCAGAGCUACAACAUUCCGAUCUCAUUCCGGCGAAAUAUGAAGGUGGCUUGAAAAUAUGGGAAUGCACCUUCGAUUUGGGUAAGUAUAUACUGAAAGAGGAAAUCGAGUUGAAGGAUAAGCUCGUCUUGGACUUAGGAUGCGGUGCGGGAUUAACUGGCAUUCUCGCUCUUCUCAAGAAUUCCAUAGUUCACUUUCAAGAUUACAAUGCGGAAGUUCUAAGAUUUUUGACUGUACCAAACGUGCUGUUGAAUUUCGACGAUCGCACGAGCGUAUCAACUAGAUGCGAGCUUUAUGCCGGAGACUGGGAGUCCUUCGCAAUGUUGUUCGAUGAUGACGAGAAUAGAAGAUGCGAUUACAUUUUUACAAGCGAGACGAUCUACAAUCCGGAUAAUUACAGAAAACUACACGACGUUUUUAAGAAGAGGCUGAAAAUCGACGGUGUCGUAUUUGUCGCCGGAAAAACUUAUUAUUUUGGCGUGGGUGGUGGAAUGAGGCAAUUCGAGAGUUUUGUGCUGAAGGAGGGAUACUUUGACAUCGAGACAGUUUGGAGGAAUCAAGAUGGUGUGAUUAACUAUAAAUAUAUUUUCUUAUUCAUUAGCUCAUUGAGAUAACGAUUGUGUGUUCGUUUCAGGAGUGAAUCGUGAAAUAUUGAAACUCACGAGAAAGACAUGUUAAUUAAGGAACUUGCAUCUUUACUGCAUAAAACAAGAUUCUUGUCUUGAAGCUAUAUAUUACAUGAUUCUUUCGACGUACAUUAUUGUCUUCAUGGAAACACGAGGUAUUCGUUGCAGUAAUUAAUAUUGCCCGAUUUCUCGCAGAGGAACAUUGCGAGAGUAAGCUAAUUAUUCAUCAUCCCUUUCGGUCGUAUAUAUAUCAUUCAACUUUUUAUUUUCUUUUAACGAUAAUAAAUACCGUGUAUUUUU
Molecule: messenger RNA, 1332 nt
Organism: Odontomachus brunneus
Lineage: Eukaryota; Metazoa; Arthropoda; Insecta; Hymenoptera; Formicidae
Product: histidine protein methyltransferase 1 homolog
Exons: 5
Coding region: 157-1020 (287 amino acids)
Biological process (GO): peptidyl-histidine methylation, to form tele-methylhistidine
Molecular function (GO): protein-L-histidine N-tele-methyltransferase activity
Source: RefSeq, a predicted model, not a curated record